AUGACUGAAGAAGAUCAAGGUCCGCAUGAUCAGAUGAUGGGUACCAUGUGUGAAACCCAAUCAUGGGGUCUCUCCAAUUGUGAAAACACAGGUGGAAUCAAAGAGAAUUCAACCGUGAAGCCUCUCAACCAAGGAGAUGGAGGAAAUGAAGGAGAAGCUCUCAUGAAUAAUAAGCGAAGCCGAGGGAAUGCUAGUGGAACUGAGAAGAAUGUUGUUAUUAGUGGUGAAGCAAGACAUGGAAAGCGUCUCGAAUCUGAGCAUGAAAUGCAUAUAUGGACCGAGAGAGAAAGGAGGAAGAAAAUGAGGAAUAUGUUUGCUAGUCUUCAUGCUUUGCUUCCUCAGCUUCCUUCUAAGGCUGACAAAUCAACCAUUGUGGAUGAAGCAGUGAGCUACAUAAAAAAUCUAGAGCAAACUCUGGAGAAGCUAGAAAAACAAAAACAAGAAAGGCUCCAAUCUGUCUCCACUUUUGGGUGUGAGUCAUCUGUGAUGAACUCGCAGUGGCAUCCUUAUGAUUCAAGGCAAGCAUUCAUUACUGCUAAUCAGGGACCUUCUAACAAUGUGUCCAGUGCAAUGGUUACUUCAAAUCCUUCAAAUUCACUUUCAUCCCCUGAGCAGCCCAUAGCUUUUCAAACUUGGACUUCUCCGAAUGUAGUAUUGAACAUUUGUGGAGAUGAAGCACAAUUCUGCAUAUGGGCAGCCAAGAAGCCAGGCCUCUUUACCACCAUUGCUUUUGUGUUGGAGAAGCACAACAUAGAUGUCAUCUCUGCCAACAUUUUGUGCAAUGGUAAUGGAAACGGAUACAUGAUUCUAGCCCGUGCAAAAAGGGCUUCACAUUCAUUCUCAGGUGCAAAUUCAGUGGAGGAAACUUACAGGCAAGCGGCUGGAGAGAUUAUGAUAUGGAUCACUUAA
Messenger RNA from Gastrolobium bilobum, 909 nucleotides. RefSeq names its product transcription factor bHLH95. The record is from RefSeq and is a predicted model, not a curated record. The transcript has 3 exons. Gene Ontology annotation, molecular function: protein dimerization activity; DNA-binding transcription factor activity. Gene Ontology annotation, biological process: endosperm development; regulation of DNA-templated transcription. The coding region runs from base 1 to 909 and encodes 302 amino acids. Lineage: Eukaryota; Viridiplantae; Streptophyta; Magnoliopsida; Fabales; Fabaceae.